AUGCGAAGCACUCUGAAUACGCUGUUGGCCACUUCCGCUCUUUGGACGCUGGGUCGAGGUCAGUCUUCGACAGUCCAAUGCUCGACCACAAUCUCUGCCAGUUAUGCUGCUCCUUCGCUCGCCGAAGGGUAUGUAGCGCGGAUUGUCGCUUCUAACCUUACCAGCCCACGUGGUAUCAAGUUCGACAGUCAGGGUGCCCUCCUUGUUGUUCAGGAAGGAGUUGGAAUAUCAGUCCAUAACAUUGUCGAUGCUGGCAACGACUGUCUGAGCGUGAGCAAUAGCAAAGUCAUUGUCGAGGAUGAUUCCUUGAAUCAUGGUAUUGAGCUCAGCGAGGGUGGCAACACGCUGUAUGCGUCCAAUGCAGAGUCUUUGUAUUCUUGGGAUUAUUCGGCACAGAACCAAGCGACGACAUCUGAUUCACGAACAUUAGUCAAUGGAAUGAAUGGGACUGAUCACUCCUCAAGAACACUUCUGCUAUCACGACAGGUCCCCGGAAUGAUUGUGAUCAACCGCGGCAGUUUUGAGAACAUUGAUGAGCGAGCUUUGAACAUCAGCACAGGAGUCAGCCAAAUCAAGGCAUUCAACCUUUCCAACAUUACAGAUACGCCAUGGGACUAUCCAACGCAGGGGUUGCGGCUUGGAUGGGGACUCCGCAACGAUGUCGGUAUUGCCGAACAUCCUUCUACUGGCGGCAUCUGGUCGGUCGAGAAUUCAGCUGAUCAGCUCAAGCGAGCGGGUGAUGAUAUUCAUGAAGACAAUCCCGCCGAGAAGCUCAACUUUCUAGGAUAUCUCAACGGGACCGCGACGGAAGAGCAAGGAAGAAACUUUGGCUACCCAGAAUGCUUCAGUGCUUGGAAUCCAGAAGCUCUACCCAAUUUUAAUGGGACUGUUGGCGAGCAGUUCGCGAUUGGUGACCUUUCUGCCACAAACAAUGACAGCCUUUGCGCUGAUCGUCAGACACCAAGGCUCAGCUUCCAGGCUCACAUGGCUCCGUUGGAUAUCGUUUUCAACACAGCUGGCUCGGCAGCUUGGAUCUCCUUCCAUGGAAGCUGGAAUAGAGAUGAGCCUGUCGGCUACAAGCUGAGUGUUGUCGAAUUUGCAGGCGGCGAGCCGACAGAAAACAGCUCGUCGACCGUUGCCGCAAAGGACAUCAUGUCCAACCAAGAUCUCAGUGCUUGUCCGUCUGGCUGUUUCAGGCCAGUGGGACUUGCUUGGGACCAGCAGGGACGCCUCUUUAUGUCCAGCGACAGCACCGGCGAGAUCUAUGUGAUCACAAGGUAG
This is a messenger RNA of Pseudocercospora fijiensis CIRAD86, 1281 nucleotides long. RefSeq lists its product as uncharacterized. Bases 1 to 1281 code for a protein of 426 amino acids. NCBI's taxonomy places the organism in Eukaryota, Fungi, Ascomycota, Dothideomycetes, Mycosphaerellales, Mycosphaerellaceae. The transcript has 3 exons. The record is from RefSeq and is a predicted model, not a curated record.